Messenger RNA from Phymastichus coffea, 5824 nucleotides. RefSeq names its product centrosomal protein cep290-like (gene Cep290). Lineage: Eukaryota; Metazoa; Arthropoda; Insecta; Hymenoptera; Eulophidae. The transcript is spliced from 21 exons. The coding region runs from base 281 to 5650 and encodes 1789 amino acids. The record is from RefSeq and is a predicted model, not a curated record.
CGCAUCAAUCGUCAAAUGAAAGCAAAUACUGAGCAUCGUAGAAUUGCAAAUAAUCGAUCGAAGGGCUAUCAUCGUAGUCACGCAAAUAGGCCUUCAAUGCAGUUCUUCAUAGCGAUAGAAUUUGCUGUGAAGUCGUUUUCAAUCACAACCUAUGAAUAUUUGUAUUCAUCAUUAAGCUCUCAAAUUGUGACUUUAUAAUGACUGUGAUAUGAUUAUUUAAGUCGCAUAUUUAAAAACUAAGAAUCUUUGUAAUUGUGUGGAUAUAUAAUUAAUUGUGAAAAUGGAAAGCCCUAUUAGAAGAACUAAAGAGUCAAAGAAAAACAAAUUUGUUCCAGAUAUGAAUAACAUGGAACAUGUUAUUGCGCAAUUAAAAGGAAAGUUGAAAGUGUUAACUUCUGAGAUGAAAGAUGCUGUAGAAAGAAUGAAUUCUAUGACUGUGGAAAUGAAUACUAUUAAAAAUGAAAAUUUAAUAAACAAAGAUCGAUUGACUGAGCUUGAACAGGAAAAUGCUCUUCUUAUUUCUCAAAUAGAAGAAAUGGCUAAUGAACGAGCCGAAAGGGAUAUCAUAAUCGAGGAAUUCGGCUCAGCGGUUGAAGGCAGAUUAGUGGAAUGGAAGGAAAUUUUAGACGAAAAGGACUCAGUGAUUGCCAAACUCAAAGAAAAUCUGUUGUCCGCAACUACUGAUCGACUGAAUAAUGUCUCGACAGAUGAAAAGAGUCACGUGGAGAUCGAUCGAUUGAUUCAAGACAUCGACCGUCGUGACGAGAUAAUAGCCGAACUACAGGCUAAACUAGCAGAGGCAGUAAUCGAAAUCAAUGAGAGUAGCCAGCUUAUUGAGAAAUUUAAGUCUGAUGGCAAAACAAAAAAUACUUCGAAAAGAACUAGUAAAGAUCAACAAGAGUUGAACAAAAAAAUUCAAGAUGCCACUAAGCGAUUAAGUACUUUAGAAAGCCUAUUAGAACGUGCCGAAAAAGAUGCCAAAGUAAAAAGUCAGCAACUAUGUGAAACCUUAGCAAUAUUAAAUAAGUACGAAGAUGAAAAUACUAGUUUAUCAGAAGCAUUCGGCGAGAUCAAAGCGUUGAAAGAUCAGAUGCAUAAGAAAAAUAAGCACAUUGAGGAUCUAGUUGAUGUAGUAAAUAGACUUGAGAACGAAAAUUCUAGAUUUGAAGAAGCCAUAAUUGUUUUACGAGAGAAAUUAGGACUGACUGAGGAAGAUUCGUCUUGCAUAGACGAUUUAAUUCUCCAACGUCAACAAGCACAAGAAGAUAAAGUCACGGAAAUGCAGAGAAAUUACGAUCAACUGUCAAGCGAAAAUGUAGACUUGAAAUUUCAAAUAAGACAGCUAAAAACUGCCCUGAGAGAAUCGUUAAAGCACAAACUGAGUAAAACUAACGGCAUAUCAAGCGAUGGUGAACACAUUGAGGAACUGAGCCACAGAUCUGAAUCCAAGAAGGAACACGUGGAAUUACGUCGCAUUAAAGAAAAUGUCAAGUGGAUCAUCGAAGAAAAUGAAGCGCUGCGACAAGGAAUGCACGAAAUUCUGGAUUCUAUUCAUAAUCAAGAUGGAAGGAGUAUGAUUAGUAUUCAAUCGAAAACGUUAGAAAACUUACUCGAAGCUUUAGACGCAAGGCACGUGGCUGGUUGGUAUCAGCCGGCUAUGCGCUUACAAGGACGAGUGAACUAUUUGCAGGGAAGUAACGCGGAGUUGCGGGAACAAUUGCAGCAAAUAAGAAAAAAUCAGCUGCUAUUUCAAUCGGAAAUGCAGCAACGCGCCAGCAGCGUAGAGGAGGGCGAGUGUUCGCAGCCAAGACAUUCGCCAGGCAACAUCAGUCCGGACAUGAAAGUGUCACCGAGUUAUUCGCGAAAUUUGACGCCUAAAUCAAUCACAAGCGUACAUUCACAGACCGCCGACUCGGGACGAGCAUCAGGCAAACCCGCAGACAUGGACGAAAUUCAGCGCAUCGGCACGAUCGAGGACGAAGAUCGAUCUGAAUCUAUUGGCUCGUCGCCACUGGAAGACGAAGGAUUCGGCAAAAAAUCCGAGGAGCUUUAUGCGAUGGCCAAAGAGAUCGUUGCUCAGGAGAGCGACUACAAGAAAUUGCUGAACGAUGCUGAGAAACAAAGGGAACUAUUGGCGAACCAAGUGGUCGCGUUACGUAAGACAUUGGCCAGUUUCGUAUCAUCCCAAGUUUACAACGAGUUGAAAGGGAAAUAUUUGGAGACAAAUAUGCGGCUUCGAGCAGCUGUUGAAGACAAACUAACCGUGAUCGACAAUACCGACGAGGCCAAGGACAUCGAAGUCGUGAAAAGCAAGGCCAUGCAGGAUCUCCGAAACGAGCUGAUUUCUAUUCACAAACAACUCUCGGAAACAGCUAUCCGAUCCACUUUUAAUGAAAACCAAAUCGACUCGAAAGCAGCGAUCGAAUUAGAAACGAGUAUCGCUGAACUGAAAGCAGAGAACGAGCGUCUGAAGAAAGAAGCGGAAAUCGCGCACGAGGAAGCUCUCAUUCAUCGAGCCAUAGACUCCACUGUGCUUGCGGAGAUUAACGAGCUACGUCAACGAAUUCUCAAAUUUGAAAUGAACGAAGAUCAAGAAAUCAAGGAGGCGACGCGACUUUCGCUCGAACUGGCCAACUACAAGAUCAUUGAGACUGGACUGCGCGAGCAGAAGAAAGUACUGGAGCGCGAAGUAGCAAGGAUGCGAAAAGAACUUGACGACGUGCGAAUGAAUGACAAGGAGAUUGCCGGAAUAGCUUGUCAACAAGGAGAUUGCAGAAGGUAUAUCGAAAUUAUUGACUUUUUACAACAUCAAUACGCUGGUUCAACGUCCUUGAGCGCUUGGGAAAGAUAUGAGAUUAAGUUGAAUAAAUUAAAUAACGAUCGGAACGAAGUCAAAGAGUUGAUAUUGAAAAUAAACGAGCAGAAUGAGAAUGUAAAAAUACAGCACGAGACACUCACUAGUCGACUGCAAAUAGUGGAGGAACUUAAAAACAUGUUAGAACAACAAAUUGGUAGCGGUGAUGUUCAAGAUAUCAUGCAAAAGUUUUCGAGUGCAACUCGACAAACUCUUAUGGAAUCCAAGUGUCAUUUGCAAAUAAAUCAAUUAGAAGAAAAAGUUCAUCGAGCCAACAUUGAUAUAGCUGAUUACGAGACCAAAUUAAUGUCAAUGGAAAAGGAAAUGAGUAGGCUACAAAAAGCGUGGAAAGUUCAGAAGUUGUCUGGCACAAAACGACCUGCUUGUGUAGAUAAAGUGAUAGAAACAGAUAAGAUGAGUGAGGUGAAAACGUCGUCCCGACCAGCCGUUACAAAAUCAACGCAAACCGAAAUUAAGAUACGUUCGAUAGAGACGCAGUGCGUGAUUUGCUGUAAGCUAGUUGCAAAAAAUAAAGAUGAAGUAGAGCAGAUAGAUGAAGAAUGUGAAACUGACGUCGUAAUUCAAGAUGACGACGGAGAUUUGUCAAAAGCAUCAAACGUCGCACUGCUUCAGGAGCAGCUGGGCCAAGCCUUGAGCCUAGCAACCGAGCGCUCGGUGGCUUUGUCCAAGUGCGAGUCGCAAAUAGCGGAAUAUCGCGCCAAGAUCGCCGCGCUGACGAGACUGCUCGAGGAAAAAGCCAGCAACAGCUUGGCCGGGCAUCACUCCGACGAGGCGACGAAAGACGAGGAGAGCGGCACGAGGCAGGAGGCACUGCAGCUCACGAUCAAGAGCCUACAGAAGAUCAUCUCGCAACGGGACGAGACAAUAGCCAGAUAUCAGGCUCUGCUCAAGGAUGACCGCGAUAAGCACAGCGCGGCUGCUAGCCGUCUGCACGACGAGAUUAAGAGCCUCAGGAAUCAGAUCAUCGCCAAACGCCCCAUGGCUUUCACCACUGAUAACGCACUGUCUGCAAUCUCGGAACAGCCAGAAAGGGAUUUAUCCCUUGGAGAAGCCGUGAAAAGCGAGGAAAAGGUAGUAGAGGAGAUGUCAGUCCUGAGGGAGAAAAUUUGCAGGCUCGAGACCGAGCUAAGCAUAAGCCAUGAACUGGCUGAGAGGUGGCAUCGAUUGGCCGAGGAUAGACUCAGGCAUAUGGAUAGCACGAGGCAAAGAUUGGAGGAGCAGCACAAUGAAGAAAUUGACAGUUACCGCAAAGAGUUGAACAAAAGGCAGCGCGAAGUAGACGAACUGAGACGACUCUUGUCCGAAAAUCGUCGAGCUCCUUCGUCCGAAGUGAUGUCAAUUAUGAAAGCUCUCCAAAUCGAAGAUAAUCGCUUGGCAGACGAAAUCGAAAGUGAGCUGGAGGAACGCGCCGCUAUCACAUCUCAGCAAUUGUCCUCGACCUAUCGCGUCGAGGAAUCGAGAACCUACGAAUUGGAGCAAUUACAUUCUCAAGUGGACAAUUUGCGAAAGCAGCUGCACGGCGCAUCGGACAGAGAAAGAUCGUACAAGAGUGAAAUUGCUGGACUAAAGCAAGAAAUAAGUAAAAGGUAUAUGGCUGUGAAAGCGCAAGAGAAAAAGGCGUCUAGACGCGAAACGUAUCUCGAGAAAAAAGUGAAAGAACUCGAGGAAGAAUUGCACGAGACUAAGGAGCUGCUGGGUCGUCAUUACGUGGCGCAACAAGCGAAGAGAGCCAAGACUGCCGAAGAUCUAGGCUUGUGGGAAAAGUUGAAGAAGUGGCAGCAGACGGCCGAGAGAUUGAAAGAGAAAUUAAAAGAGAAAUCGGACGAGUGUCAGAGGUUACAGAACAAUUACGAGAAACUACGGAGUCUCAUAGUGUGCAUGGAGCGGGAAAAGUGGUAUCUGCGAGGAAAGUUCAGAAGCGAAAGUGUCCCGAUACCCGCGUGGACCCCGUCGACCGAAGCUACGCAAAAUAACGACGCCUUAGUGGAAGAACUGCAACGGGAAUGCCAGGAGCUGCGAGAUCGCGUGAGAGAGCUCGUCGCUCGCUUGAACAGUCAAGAUAAUGCCAAGAACGAGGAGAAAAAGAGACCUGCAUCUGUCGCUUUCGAGGAGGAUGAUUAUAUCAAGGAUGAUAUUAGACGAUUGAAAGGCCUUAUAGAGUUGCUAGAAAAAGAAAAUCUAAGAUUAGAAACUGAAAAUUUUGAACUUCGUUUGGAACUUGAAAGGGCUAAUGUCAAUACGCCUCGGUAUCAAGACAAAAUUCAGCAUUUAGAAAGAUACAUAGAACUUUUAAAAUCUGAAAAAUCAAUGGAGAUAAAUUAUUCAUCUUCAAUGUCCAAGCGAGAUAGCACUCAAAGAACAAAGGCUGAGCUUGAAAGAACGGUAGUCACAUUGAAAAACUUAGUCGAGAAAUUGCAGCUUGAAAAUAGAAAAUUGCGAGUUUCGUCUGUCCCAACUGUUCAUGAUUUAGAUGUGCAGUGCAAUUGUAUAUGUUUGAGAGAGGAGCACGAAGAAGCUUUAAAGAGAAUAAUAUCUUUGGAAACCGAAUUAAAAUUAGCGGAAAAGAAAAUUGCGUUGAUGGAGGAAAAAUUAAACGAAAUAGAUGUUUUAAGGCAACAACUCAGCCGAAAAUCAGAGCUUUUAUCAAAAGUAAAAGAUUUACUUGCGAAGGCCGCUGUUAAUGAGAAAGCGUUACGACAAAAAAUACAGCAGCUUGAAUUCAAUCAAACGCUUUCUAUAAUAUCGGAAUGCGGUUCACCAUUAGCUAUAACGUAAAUUUAACAUAUAUGAAACCAAUGCACAGUAUUUUGAUACAGAUAUUAUAGUGACUUGUAUUUUGUAUAAAUUAACUACUAAAUAAUAAUUAAGCUUUAAGAUGUGUGCUGCCGAUUUUGAUAACGUGGAAGUAAAUAUAGAAUUAAAGUGCGAUUACAUUUGUGGUUUUAUUAU